UUUGUUUUGCAAAUGAUUGUGACGAUGUCUCUUAUUUCAUUUAAUCAAUUCUAAAAUAUAUAGAUAGAUUAUGCGAAAAUUCUAGUUACUUUGUGGAUUAUAUUUGGUUUGACAUUCAAUUGAAUUGAUUAUUUCCAUAUUUGCAUAGUAGGUUAGGGUUUAUGAGGGGAUUUGUUGUUGAUUGUUUUACUGUUGUUAUUGUUGUUGGUGGUGAUAGUGUAUAUAAAGAGAAUAGAAGAGAAUAGAGAUGGGAUUCAUAAUGGAAUUUGCGAGGCACUUGGUACUGAAGAUGAUGGAGGAUCCAGAGGAAAGGGAUAAGAAGUUCAGGGAGCAUGUAUAUGCCGUGAAAGACAGGUGCGCCAAGACCAAGGAGAUGUGGAGUCUCCCAAUGAGGCCCUAUGGCUUUUGGACCUUUGAGCGCCAUAACUCUCAGCUUGCUUGGGAUGCCCAGAUUAGCCAGGUCCAAGGACGUCGAGACCCCUACGACGACGCCCUCCAACAAUUCUCAGGGAAAUGAAAUUGUCACAAGUUCUUUUGGUGCAAAACUGUGAAUUCCUCUUAUUUCCCUCAUUGAAUUUUCUGUUCCAUUUUUUAUGGAGACAUUGCAGACAGCUGGUUUUGUACUGCUUCAAACUGUUAUCUGAAUAAAGUUUCCUAAUAUUAACUCUGGUAUUAUGUGAGACUCUUAUUUUUCUUUUUAGAAUUUAUAUCAUAUUUCACAAUUGCACUUC
Arachis ipaensis is the source of this 731-nucleotide messenger RNA. The record is from RefSeq and is a predicted model, not a curated record. NCBI's taxonomy places the organism in Eukaryota, Viridiplantae, Streptophyta, Magnoliopsida, Fabales, Fabaceae.